Lactuca saligna is the source of this 2928-nucleotide messenger RNA. NCBI's taxonomy places the organism in Eukaryota, Viridiplantae, Streptophyta, Magnoliopsida, Asterales, Asteraceae. The record is from the annotation of a GenBank genome assembly.
AUCCCUUUACGUCUUCACAGCCCUAUUCUUUUCUCCUUCAUAACAAUGGCGACAACAGCUGCAACUACGUAUGCCUUUCUCUUCUGUCUCAUUUUCUCUCAGACGUAUUCAACAAGUAACAUCUCCGGUGAAUUUCGUGUAGAGAAAUCGCCACCUAGUAGGACAGAGGAGGAGAUCAGGAGUACGUACGAGUUGUGGCUGCUCCGCCAUGGAAAAGCGUAUAAUGCGUUGGGAGAGAAGGAGAAGAGGUUUCAGAUCUUCAAGGAUAACCUCAGGUUCAUCGAUGAACACAAUUCUUCCGGCAACCGGACUUACAAGGUCGGGUUAAACCAGUUUGCUGACGUCACCAACGAGGAGUAUCGUUCCAUGUAUUUAGGCACGAAAUCUGAUCCUAAUCGUCGGAUUGCUAAGGUGAAGAGAGGUGGGAUUAGCCAACGGUAUGCGGUUCAGGAAAACGAGAUGUUGCCGGUGGAAGUUGACUGGAGAAGAAGUGGCGCCGUUGCUCCGAUCAAAAAUCAAGGAAGCUGCGGGAGCUGUUGGGCGUUCUCAACCGUUGCGGCGGUGGAGGGAAUCAACAAAAUAGUCACUGGCGAUCUGAUUAGCUUGUCGGAGCAAGAGCUUGUUGACUGUGACAAUAAAUACAACAGCGGUUGCAAUGGCGGGACGAUGGAUUACGCCUUCGAGUUCAUCGUUUCUAAUGGCGGAAUUGACACCGAAUCUGACUAUCCUUACAAAGGUGUAGGCGAUAAAUGCGACCCGAUUCGAAAUAAGGCAAAAAUUGUUAGCAUAGAUGGGUAUGAAGAUGUUCCGCCUAUGAACGAGAAAGCUUUGAUGAAAGCAGUAGCUCAUCAACCCGUUAGUGUCGGAAUCGAAGCUUCUGGAAUGGCUUUUCAGUUAUACACAGAGGGUGUAUUUACGGGUAAAUGUGGGACUUCAUUGGACCAUGGUGUGGUUGUGGUGGGAUAUGGUUCCGAAAAUGGGAAGGACUAUUGGCUUGUUAGGAACUCAUGGGGGACAAAUUGGGGCGAGGAUGGCUACUUUAAGAUGGAGCGUAACGUGGUUGGGACACGCAGUGAACCAUUGAGGCUCACGACUGAUACCGAGGAUUUUGUUCGAUCUAUAAUGGCUUCAGAAUCCAACUCAUCAUCAUCUCAACCUCCAACAGAAGUUACCAAUGAUAAAACUUCUACAACCACCAUCUCUGAGCCGACUAAUAAUGCUACAACUGAACCAUCUUCCAUGGAAACUCCACCUGUCAUAUCAUCCUCAGAUGCAGUUCCAAAUUUCCCCAAACCCACAACACCACGACAAAACACUUCACAAUCCCAAAGUCACAACACUGGAAAGUGGGCCAUUGCACGAAUCGCCAGUGGGUUUGGUUUGCAAUUUUCUUCAAAAUCCUCUGCUCCAAAUGACAAUUCUACCCUAUCUCCAUCUGCAUCUUCACCUUCAGCUGUUCUUCAAUCUGUUGGAAAAGGUUUAGUUGACGCAUCUUUGGGUGCAGUGAAAGUAGUUCAAGUUAGAGCACGCCAUAUGGUCUCCCAAAACAAACGAAGAUACCAAGAAGGAGGGUUUGACUUAGAUUUGACUUAUAUCACUGAUAACAUAAUCGCAAUGGGGUUUCCAGCUGGCGAUAUGAGUUCUGGUCUUUUUGGUUAUUUUGAGGGAUUCUACAGGAAUCAUAUGGAAGAAGUGAUCAAAUUCUUUGAAACUCAUCAUAAGGAUAGAUACAAAGUGUAUAAUCUUUGUUCAGAAAGACUCUACGAUGCUUCACUAUUUGCAGGAAAGGUUGCAUCUUUUCCAUUUAAUGACCAUAAUUGCCCUCCAAUUCACUUAAUACCAUUAUUUUGUCAAAGUGCUUACUCAUGGUUAAAGGAGGACAUUCUGAAUGUUGUGGUUGUUCAUUGUAAAGCUGGAAAAGCAAGAACUGGUUUAAUGAUUUGUAGUCUUCUUUUAUUUCUAAAAUUUUUCCCAACAUCAGAAGAAUGUAUCGAGUACUAUAACCAAAGAAGAUGUGUAGAUGGGAAAGGAUUAAUACUUCCAAGCCAAAUUCGAUAUGUAAGCUACUUUGAGCGGAUCUUGAGAGAUUUUAAUGGCGAAAGUCCACCUGGCAGGAGGUGUAUGCUAAGGGGAUUCCGGCUUCAUGAAUGCCCUUAUUGGGUCAGACCUUCAUUGACCAUAUCUGAUCAUAAUGGGAUUCUAUUUACAACAAGAAAGCAUCCAAAAACAAAGAAUCUUAUGCCAGAAGAUUUUUGGAUCCGUGCACCGAAAAAAGGGAUUGUGGUUUUCGCGCUGCCCGGGGAGCGUGGGCUGACCGAGCUGACCGGUGACUUCAAGAUCCAAUUUCAUGACAGACAAGGAGAUUUUUAUUGUUGGCUAAAUACAACAAUGAUGGAGAACAGAGUACUUUUGCAGGGUUCUGAUUUGGAUGAUUUUGAUAAGAGAAAGUUGCCGGUUCCGGGGUUUAAAGUGGAGAUAGUAAUGAUCGAUUACGAUGGUACGAUUCCGGAGAAGUACAAAUCCAGUGACAAACCGAUGUUAAUAAGCUCCAAUGAUUCCUCACCUUCAUACAACAAUCCUUCCAAUUCCACCCGGAAUAAGGAUUCCGAUGAGAAUGUGUUUUCCGACAGUGAUGAUGAUGAUGAUCAAAAGGACGAGGACAAAUCUACUGUUUCUACCACACUGCCACCUGGCAAAAUAGAAUCAGAAAAAACAUCUUUGAACAAAAACACCCAACAACUUUCCUUAAAUAGCAAGCCCACACUUGUAAAAAAUGAGGCUGACAAACCCAUUCCAAAUUUGAAUCCCGGUGAUAUUAAGGCCAUUGCUGCUGAUGCUUCCGUUUUUUCAUUUGGAGAUGAUGAAGACGAUUUAAGCGAUUGAUUUUUUUUUUUUUUUUUUUUUUUUUUGUUUAAUGAUGUUGUCAAA